Cercospora beticola is the source of this 1000-nucleotide messenger RNA. RefSeq lists its product as uncharacterized. NCBI's taxonomy places the organism in Eukaryota, Fungi, Ascomycota, Dothideomycetes, Mycosphaerellales, Mycosphaerellaceae. The record is from RefSeq and is a predicted model, not a curated record.
CUGCGCCAGCUGUUGCUCAGCCAAGGCGCGUGGGCGAGGCUCACAAGCAAGAGAUCCGCACAGCAAGUGAGCACAGUGUAGGAAGCGCCAAGAAUCGUUCGCUCGCCGAGUUGCGUUCAACAGCUGAAGGAAGCCAGGUCGUCAGGCGAUGAAGAUCAAAUGCAGAGCGCACGCUUUGCUUCUCAACGAAGCGCACAUCUGAAGCAUCACCAUCAAGAUGCCGUCCUACGCGAUUCUUGGUGCUACCGGCAACGUUGGACAAGCUCUGCAUCGAAUACUGCUACAGUCCCCAGACAAUACCAUCAAUGCAUAUUGUCGCUCCAAGCAAAAGCUCUUCACCAUCAGCUCACAAAUUGCGGAACAUGCACGAGUUACCGUCUAUGAAGGAGCCAUCACAGACAUCGAUCUGCUCGCAAAUUGCAUUCGAGACACAAAGGCAGUCUUCCUCACCAUUGCCGUGUACGACAACGAACCGAAUUGCACUGUCGCCCAAGAUGCUUCCCGCGCAACUCUGGCAGCGUUCGAGAAACUACAAUCUGAGACUCCAGGACGAACCCUACCCAAGCUUAUCAUCCUCUCUUCUGCCAAGAUCGACAAACACCUCUCACGAAACAUGCCAGGUCCUGUACUCGCCAUCAUCAACCGAGCCACUUCAAACCAAGCCAACGACUUAAUCGCCGCAGAGUCAUUACUUAGAGAACACGAAGACUGGAUCGAAAUGAUCUUUGUCAAACCUGGAGGCUUAUGCCGGGACACGCAGAAAGGUCACAAGCUUAGCCUGGACACAGAGCAGACGCCACUUUCAUAUUUGGAUCUGGCAGCAGGCAUGAUCGAAGUUGCAGAUUCAAAAGAUGGCAAAUACAAAGGAAAGAAUGUUAGUGUGAUCCCUACGGGCGAAAAUCUUCCCAUUCCUUGGGAGAGUGGAUUGGAGGUUGUGAAGGGCUUGCUGGCGCACUACAUGCCUUGGACUUAUCCUUACACGGCUCCCUUCAGACUUUAG